Messenger RNA from Penaeus chinensis, 5275 nucleotides. RefSeq names its product myosin heavy chain, muscle-like. Gene Ontology annotation, molecular function: cytoskeletal motor activity; actin filament binding; ATP binding. Lineage: Eukaryota; Metazoa; Arthropoda; Malacostraca; Decapoda; Penaeidae. Gene Ontology annotation, cellular component: myosin complex. The record is from RefSeq and is a predicted model, not a curated record. The transcript is spliced from 17 exons.
CCACCCACAGACAGAGUAUAUGAAUACCCAUCCCAAGGGUGGUUCUGCAGUGGGUGAGCAGGGGAUUGCGGUGUGCUUGUGUCGGUGCCGUGUUGUGCGCUACCAUUUACGAGCCGUCCCAGCGUGUCGAGUCCGAGAUCGGCGUCGCCUGAGUCCCCAUCCAACCACCAUGCCUGGUCACGCCAUCAAGAGCACCGGGCCCGACCCCGACCCGACCGAGUUCCUGUUCGUCUCCAUGGAACAGAAGAUGCUCGACCAGACCAAGCCUUACGACCCGAAGAAAUCCUGCUGGGUUCCGGACGAUAAGGAAGGCUACGUCGAGGGGGAGAUCCAAGGAGCGAAGGGCGAUACUAAGAUCAGCGUUCGUCUGAAGAGCGGCGAAGUCAAGGACUAUAAUAAGGACUCCGUGUCUCAGGUCAACCCGCCCAAGUAUGAGAAGGCUGAGGAUAUGUCUAACCUGACCUACCUUAACGACGCCUCUGUCUUGUACAACCUGAAGACCCGAUACAAGGCCAGGCUCAUCUACACCUACUCUGGCCUCUUCUGCAUCGUCGUCAACCCCUACAAGCGCUUCCCCAUCUACACCAACCGCACCGUCAAGAUCUACCAGGGCAAGAGGCGUAAUGAGGUGCCUCCUCACCUGUUCGCCAUUGCUGAUGGUGCCUACAUGGCUAUGAUUCAAGAAGGUUUCUUUGAAUAUCAAUUUUCUUGCCUGAUUUCAGCUAUAUGUUUCCUGAGUAACGACAUCUACGACUACCAUUAUGUGUCCCAGGGGAAGGUCACAGUUCAGUCUAUUGACGACAGAGAAGACAUGCAGUUUACUCACGACGCCUUCGAUAUUCUGAACUUCACCCAUACUCAGAGAGACAACUGUUACAGGAUAACGGCAGCUGUUAUGAACUUCGGUUGUUUGAAGUUCAAACAGCGAGGUCGCGAAGAGCAGGCUGAACCUGACGGCACCGAUCCUGGUAUCAUCAUUGGGAAACUGCUUGGUGUUGACGGCGAGGAGCUUUACAAGAGUUUAUGCAAGCCUAAGAUUAAGGUCGGUGCUGAGUUCGUGACUCAGGGCAGGAAUGUAGAGCAAGUGCUGUACUCCUGUGGCGCCUUAGCCAAGGGUCUCUUCGACCGUUGCUUCAGGUGGCUGGUCAAGGUGUGCAACGUCACUCUGGAGACUGGCCAGAAGCGAGCUAUGUUCAUCGGAGUGCUCGACAUUGCAGGAUUCGAGAUCUUCGACUUCAACGGCUUCGAGCAGAUCUGCAUCAACUUCUGUAACGAGAAGUUGCAGCAGUUCUUCAACCACCACAUGUUCGUGCUUGAGCAAGAGGAGUACAAGGCCGAGGGCAUUGACUGGGUCUUUGUCGACUUCGGUAUGGAUCUGCAGGCUUGCAUUGAGCUCUUCGAAAAGAAACUUGGUAUCCUCGCCAUUCUUGAAGAAGAGUCUAUGUUCCCGAAGGCCACUGACAAAUCCUUCGAAGAAAAGCUGAAGACCAACCAUCUUGGGAAGUCCCCUGUCUUUGUGAAGCCUAAGCCUCCCAAGCCCGGCCAGGCCGAGGCCCACUUCGCCAUCGUCCACUACGCCGGCACGGUGCCCUACAACCUCUCCGGCUGGCUCGAGAAAAACAAGGACCCCCUCAACGACACCGUCGUGGACCAGCUCAAGAAAUCUGUCAAUGAACUGACUGUGGAACUUUUCGCUGAUCACCCCGGGCAGUCGGGCCCACCUGAGGCUAAGGGCAAGGGCGGGAAGAAAGCAUCCACGGGAUUCAAGACGGUGUCCUCCGGCUACAAGGACCAGCUCAACAACCUCAUGAGGACGCUGAACUCCACCGAGCCGCAUUUCAUCCGCUGCAUCGUGCCUAACGAAACCAAGUCUCCGGGCGUUGUCGAAGCCGCUCUCGUCAUGCACCAGCUGACCUGCAACGGCGUGCUCGAGGGCAUCCGUAUCUGCCGCAAGGGCUUCCCCAACAGGAUUCCCUAUCCGGACUUCAAGCACCGGUAAGUUUUCCUUGCCAUUCAGGACGCAUCAGACCGGUUGCAGCGGGAGGAGGAAACGCGCUCCAAAUUGUUCCAAGAAAAGAAAAGAGGAGACCAAGACGUUCUGAACAUGAAAAGAGAUGUUGAGGACUUUGAGGUAAAUGUUCAGAAAAUAGAGCAAGAAAAAUCUACCAAGGAUCAUCAGAUCCGCACUCUCAACGACGAGAUCGCCCACCAGGAUGAGCUCAUCAAUAAGGUCAACAAGGAGAAGAAGCAGCUACAGGAAAUGAAUCAGAAGACAGCUGAGGAUCUGCAGAACAUCGAGGACAAGGCCAAUCACCUGAACAAGGUCAAGGCGAAGCUGGAGCAAACCCUGGACGAACUGGAGGACUCAGUAGAACGGGAGAAGAAAAUGCGAGCGGAAGUCGAGAAAAACAAGAGGAAGAUUGAGGGCGAUCUGAAACUGAGCCAGGAAGCCGUUGGCGACAUGGAGCGCAAUCACCGAGAACUGGAGCAGACUAUUCAGCGUAAGGACAAAGAGCUGGGAUCCCUUGCCUCUAAGCUCGAGGACGAGCAAGGGCACGUGUCCAAAGUGCAGAAGUCCAUCAAGGAGCUCCAGUCUCGCAUUGAGGAAGUCGAGUCCGAGGUCGAGCACGAACGCCAGGCACGCGCCAAGGCGGAGAAGUCGAAGAGCAAUCUGUCGCGCGAGCUGAUGGAACUCAACGAGCGUCUGGACGAGGCCGGCGGCGCCACGGCCGCCCAGAGCGAGCUCAACAAGAAGCGCGAGACCGAGCUGGCCAAGCUGCGCAGGGAGCUCGAGGAGUCUACCAUCCACCACGAAGCGGCACUUGCUGUGCUGCGCAAAAAGCACACCGACGCCAGCGCAGAGAUGUCGGACCAGAUUGAUCAUCUCAACAAGUCGAAGGCCAAGAUUGAGAAGGAAAAGGAACUACUGAGGUAUCAGGCAGAUGAAGCAAAGGCAGCGAUGGAUUCUCUCACCCGCGACAAGGCCGCCGCCGAGAAGGCCAACAAGGGCAUUCAGAAUCAAAUCCUCGAAGUGAGCUCCAAGCUGGACGAGGCCGCUCGCACUCUCAACGACUUUGACGCCGCCAAGAAGAAGUUGGCGAUCGAGAACGGGGAUCUCCUGCGCCAGCUGGAGGAAGCUGAGAGCCAGAUCCACCAGCUGAACAACCUGAAGGCGUCACUCACGACCCAGCUAGAGGACACCAAGAAGGCUGCCGAAGACGAAGGGAAGGACCGCUCUAUUUUGCUUGGCAAAUUCCGCAACUUGGAGCAUGACCUCGAUGGCCUUCGCGAGCAGCUGGAGGAGGAGAGCGAGGCCCGGGCCGACGCCAACCGUAUGCUGUCCAAGGCCAACGCUGAGGCCCAGAUGUGGCGCGCCAAGUAUGAGUCGGAGGGCCUGGCUCGAGCCGAGGAGAUCGAGGCAGCUCGCCUGAAGCUUGCCGCUCGCCUCGAAGAAGCGGAGUCGCAGAUCGAGCAGCUUAACCUCAAGAACUUGCAGCUUGAAAAGUCCAAACAACUUGUUUGCAGCCAGGUUGAUGAAAUGCAAGUCGCAGUUGAUCAUGCUCAGAACUUGGCCAAUGCUGCCGAAAAGAAACAAAGGAACUUCGACAAAGUUGUAGCGGAGUGGAAGCUUAAGGUCGAACAACUAGCAGGUGAACUCGAAGCUUCACAGAAAGAGUGUCGCAAUUACUCUACAGAGCACUUCAGAGUGAAGGCUGCCUAUGAAGAGAAUCUAGAGCAACUUGAUUCCGUGCGCCGUGAGAACAAAAAGCUUGCCGAUGAGAUUAAGGACAUGAUGGAGCAAAUCAGCGAAGGCGGCAGAGGCUUCCAUGAGGUUCAGAAGACUUCGAAACGACUCGAGAUUGAGAAGGAGGAACUUCAGGCUGCCCUUGAGGAAGCCGAGACAGCCCUCGAGCAAGAAGAAAAUAAGGUGCUGCGAGGCCAGCUGGAGCUUAGCCAGGUUAGGCAGGAGAUCGACAAGCGUAUCCAAGAGAAGGAGGAAGAAUUUGAAAACACGCGUAAGAGCUACCAGCGUGCUAUCGACUCUAUGCAAGCUUCUCUUGAGGCUGAAGCUAAGAGCAAGGCUGAGGCACUCCGUAUGAAGAAGAAGCUGGAGUCUGACAUCGGGGAACUUGAAGUUGCGAUCGAUUGCUCCAACAAGGCGAAUGCUGAUAUACAGAAGAGCAUCAAGAAAGCUCAGCUUGACCUUCGAGACUUGCAGGUUCGCAUUGAGGACGAGCAGCGCCUCGCCUCCGAGUACCGCGAACAGCACGCGGCUGCCGAGCGACGCGCCAACGGCAUAAACAGCGAGUUGGAGGAAUCCCGCACUCUGCUCGAGCAAUCGGACCGCGGACGACGCCAGGCGGAGGCCGAACUCGCCGACGCCAACGACUCGAUCGGGACGCUCUCCGCUCAGCACGGCUCUCUCACGGUGGCCAAGAGGAAGCUGGAGGGGGAGCUGCAGACCCUACACGCUGAUCUAGACGAGAUGCUCAAUGAAGCUAGACACUCCGAGGAGAAGGCCAAGAAGGCCAUGGUUGACGCCGCUCGCCUGGCCGACGAGCUCCGCGCCGAGCAAGAGCACGCCCAGAACCAGGAGAAGAUGCGCAAAGGCUUGGAGCUCUCGAUCAAAGAACUUCAAGCUCGCCUGGAGGAAUGUGAAACAAAUGCGAUGAAGGCUGGAAAGAAGGCCGUUGCCAAGCUGGAAGGCCGCCUCCGUGAGCUGGAGACUCAGCUGGACGACGAGAGUCGCCGUCACGCCGACGCCCAGAAGAACCUGAGGAAGUGCGAGAGGCGCAUCAAGGAGCUCACCUUCCAGUCCGACGAGGACAAGAAGAACCACGAGAGGAUGCAGGACCUGGUCGACAAGCUCCAGCAGAAGAUCAAGACCUACAAGCGCCAGAUCGAGGAGGCCGAGGAGAUCGCCGCCCUCAACCUGGCCAAGUUCCGCAAGGCCCAACAGGAGCUGGAGGAAGUUGCCACUCGUGGAUAGGCAGGAUAUGCAUGUGUAAAACUAUUAAAGCUGUAGUGAAAAUCAGGAUUAUGUCGCCCUUUCUUAGUGCUCCCUACCCCGCUCGCUAAAUCAGCAAAGCCAACGCUUAUCUCGCGUGUGGGUGCUGUCAGCCAUGGACCUGCCGAGAUAGAGAUAGUGAGGGUAGUUUUAAAGACGCUGAUGCUGAGCCUAAGGAUGAGAGUUUAUCUCUAAGCGCUUUUCAGAUUUACAUUGGCUUGUGUGAAAAAUUGUGUUCAGAAUUAAUAAAGGCAAUAUAAAAUUCAA